AGUCCACUGCAGAUCAUAUUAAUUCCAUUUGUGAGAUGUCGUCAAGAAAGCCUUUUGCUGAAUUGUCACGUAGGCAGCAACAAAGAAUAGUUUCUAGGUGUUUGGCGAAUCAUAAAUUGGAAAGUCAGCACCCAGAAAUUGAGCAAAUAGAAAAUAGUCCAUCUCAGUCACCGGUCACUACACCGGCUGCUUUACCAAAUAGGAGUAAUGCUGACACCUCUGCAUCGGUACCAAGGAAGUGCUCUGUUCAGCAGCGUGGGGCUCUCCUAGAGGAAUGGAUGGAACGCAUCGAACGUAUCGUGCAAGAGCAAAAGAAGGAUCAGAAAACAAUAAUAAAUAAAAUGGAAAGGAUUGAACGGCAACUGAGUCACCUAAUUUCCUUGGCGGAAAUCAAAUCUCUGGGCGCCUCUGAAGCUCUGCAGGCGCCAGCCACUUCCAUGACGGAAUUGGACAAUAUUGCUAAGGAUCCAAACCUGAUUCAAAAAUUACAACCAUACAUCGGAUGCAACUCGAAGAUGACUGUGAGGAGAGUCCUUAAGCGCUGCAUGACACGCGAUUUGGCACUUCACUUCAGCUUUACUGGUUUAGGAGAGAGACGAACUGUCUCAAAACAAGCAUUUGGGAGUCACCUUCUAUGCACGCGAAUUCUAGGUGAUGCCGCUGCUUUGCAGAUGAAUGAUACUAGGGAGGUGCUGGUUGCCCACAUCCAGGCCGCACUCCGAGGUGCGCGUGAUUGGGACGGAGGGAGAAAGUUGCGGCUUGAUGCUGCUGCAUCUCUUUCGGGUGUCGGUUCAUCACCUCUCCGUGCUACAGUAUCAACUGCAGGUUUAUUUUCUUGUACAUCACCUGCUGGAUCAAGCGGCGGUCCAGGUAGUCCUGUCUUCCUACCAUCGAGCUUUUAAAUUCCCGAUAUUGAGGGAGCUGGCGCUGCAGCCAUAACUUUCGAUGAAGUCUAACAGCCUAGUCUCUCUGCAGGGAACUCGACAACUGGUGAUGUAUGGAAUGAUUCCAUUGACAGCUAGGAAAUGUCACGUUUAAGUGUGUUAUCAUGAUUAACUGUUUUGCAGUGACAUUAUUAAGGUAGCAAAAUUGGUGGGAUCUGCUCGUGGCCAGUAAAUCUAGUGUCUCUCCUUGAUUAAUUCUUAGCAUAUGAUCCUAAUUUAAUGUCGUGCCAUACUGAGGUAAGCUCAUUGACUGAGAUAGACUAAAUUGAACCGAGGUGAAAACUAGAAUGAAUUAUUCUCACGGUGUAUUACUUGUUCAACUGUCGACUAAC
Hyalella azteca is the source of this 1276-nucleotide messenger RNA. RefSeq lists its product as uncharacterized. Lineage: Eukaryota; Metazoa; Arthropoda; Malacostraca; Amphipoda; Hyalellidae. The coding region runs from base 36 to 902 and encodes 288 amino acids. The record is from RefSeq and is a predicted model, not a curated record. The transcript has 4 exons.